AUGCAGUGCCGCCUCGACGCGCGCGCGGUCCAAUCGGAGCCGUCUUUGGGCUCUUCCCCGUUGGUGCCCCCUUUCACGCGCAUCAUUCCGGGGACCCUCGUCAUGAUCGGGUCGGCUGUCGGCCUGGAGUAUAUGACCGACGGGCCUGUUCUGGACAUUAAGGUGGAGAUGAUGUCUGUCGAUGAGACACAGAUGGACGUGUCGGUGGCCCAGGACAAUUAUAUGGAAGUCGACGGCGUCGACAACGUCACCGUGCAGUUCGGGCAAGUUGUCCUCGACCACCGCAACUACGACGUCUACCACCACGACUACAACAACAACAACCACUACCGCCACGACGACCAC
Mesorhabditis spiculigera is the source of this 345-nucleotide messenger RNA. NCBI's taxonomy places the organism in Eukaryota, Metazoa, Nematoda, Chromadorea, Rhabditida, Rhabditidae. The record is from the annotation of a GenBank genome assembly.